Cricetulus griseus (Chinese hamster) is the source of this 1284-nucleotide messenger RNA. NCBI's taxonomy places the organism in Eukaryota, Metazoa, Chordata, Mammalia, Rodentia, Cricetidae. The record is from RefSeq and is a predicted model, not a curated record.
UGUUGAGGUCAGAGGAGGCGGGCUGCGCGUCCAAGACCAGCGCCUGCGCGAGCUGAAGGCAACCGGGAGAAGAGACCGAACGUGCGGCCUGGGUAGCCGGAUUCCGUGACACCGCUUGAGCAACGCGCAACCACGAUCUGCCCGGCAUGGAGGGCGAGUGCCGGGUGCUCUCCAUCCAGAGCCAUGUCGUCCGGGGCUACGUGGGCAACCGGGCGGCCAUGUUCCCGCUGCAGGUUUUGGGAUUUGAGGUUGAUGCGGUGAACUCUGUGCAGUUUUCCAAUCACACAGGCUAUGCCCAUUGGAAGGGCCAAGUGCUGAAUUCACAGGAGCUGCAUGAACUGUAUGAAGGUCUCAAGAUGAACAGCGUGAAUAAAUAUGACUACGUACUCACUGGUUACACGAGAGACAAGUCCUUCCUGGCCAUGGUGGUGGACAUCGUGCAGGAGCUGAAGCAGCAGAACUCCCAGCUUGUGUACGUGUGUGAUCCCGUGAUGGGCGACAAGUGGAAUGGCGAAGGCUCCAUGUACGUUCCUCAGGACCUCCUUCCUGUGUACAGGGACAAAGUGGUGCCUGUGGCAGACAUCAUCACUCCUAACCAGUUUGAAGCUGAGUUGCUGAGUGGCAGAAAAAUCCACAGCGAGGAAGAAGCCCUGGAGGUGAUGGACAUGCUGCAUUGCAUGGGUCCUGACACCGUGGUCAUCACCAGCUCUGACCUGCCCUCCCCACAGGGCACUGACUACCUGAUCGCACUGGGCAGCCAGAGGAUGCGGAAGCCUGAUGGCUCCACGGUGACCCAACGCAUCCGGAUGGAGAUGCGCAAGGUGAAUGCCGUCUUCGUGGGCACUGGGGACUUGUUUGCUGCCAUGCUUCUGGCGUGGACACACAAGCACCCAGACAAUCUGAAGGUGGCCUGUGAGAAAACUGUGUCUGCCAUGCAACACGUGCUGGACAGGACCAUCCGGUGUGCAAAAGCUCAGGCAGGAGAGGGACAGAAGCCCAGCCCGGCUCAGCUGGAGCUGAGGAUGGUCCAGAGCAAAAAGGACAUCGAGGACCCUGAGAUCAUCGUGCAGGCCACCGUGCUGUGAGGGCCGUGGACUCGCCUGACACAGCAGCGUGCUGGCUGGGGUCUCCUUUUCCAUCCCUGUGAGAGCUGUGAAGUCUGCCUUAGAGCCAUGACUGAAACUUAACAUUGUGUUCCCUCCUGAGGGUCGUGCCUCAGCCUGUCUCAAUCCUGACAAUGUGCCAUCAUGGCUUUUUAAAAUAAUAACAAAGCUGUCACAGAAA